This is a messenger RNA of Harpia harpyja (harpy eagle), 1380 nucleotides long. It is a transcript of the gene LLPH, whose product is annotated as LLP homolog, long-term synaptic facilitation factor. Gene Ontology annotation, molecular function: RNA binding. The transcript has 3 exons. Bases 239 to 583 code for a protein of 114 amino acids. Gene Ontology annotation, biological process: dendrite extension. The record is from RefSeq and is a predicted model, not a curated record. Gene Ontology annotation, cellular component: nucleolus. Lineage: Eukaryota; Metazoa; Chordata; Aves; Accipitriformes; Accipitridae.
GGAGGGCGUUAAAACAAUUAAAGGGAGUGUUCUUUAUUUACGUAUUAUUUAUUGCCUAUCUUUCAGUGUUUCGAAAAAUCAUUCGGAAAUGGAUUCUGGCGUUUUACCAGCUGGCGUAUAUUAAGGUGAAUUGUGUCUGUCAAUAAACACGGGAAAACCUUUCGUCUGUUCUUGCAGCUGAGACUGGAGAACUCCAGGGCGCCGAGAACGGACGCUGCGGACCCUCGCUGGACAGGACAUGGCGAAGAGCCUGAGGAGCAAGUGGAGGAGGAAGAUGCGGGCGGAGAAGAGGAAGAAGAACGCGCCCAAGGAGCUGGAGAGGCUGAAGAAGAUCCUGGGAACCAAGGCGGACGUCGUCAUGGAGGAGGUCAAGGAGGUGGCGACCGUGCUGCCCGCCGAGAAGGUCCUCCAGCCGGGGGAUGACUGCAAAAUGGACAUAGAUAAUAAACGAAACAAAAAAACUCUUCUAGACCAGCAUGGACAGUACCCAAUAUGGAUGAAUUCCAGGCAGAGAAAGAAGCUGAAGGCACAGCGUGUUAAGGGAAAAAAAAAAUCAAAAUUGGCCAAAGGCCUAGUCUGGUAGAAUCAGAAUUUUGUAAGAUGGUUAAUAUUUUAGUCACAAAAUAAAUAUCCCAAAUAAGUACAUCAUAUUUUUGUGUUUGGCCACCAAGUAUAAUUUGUUGCAUCGUGUGAACUUUUGAAAGGACUGUUAGGCCAGCAAAUGAUGAAAGCAGUAUCAAUUUGAUGUCUGCCGAACUUUAAAAAAAAAAAAAAAAUUACAAAAAACAAGCUGAGUGCCUUUGAAUAGACUAAGUGUCUGUGGUUAUCUGUUUUCUUGAGGGGGGAGGGUCGUCAUUUUUUAUAUUGUGAGUGCUGAAAAUGCUAAAGGAAAUCCUAAAAAUAAUGAAACUGUAAAUGUUUUUUGUACUGUGGUCUUUGUCAAUGUAACUCAUCUUUUACUAAAUUUAACCAAAGGAUUCUGUAAACUCACCAUAUCCUUUAAAUUCUUCUGUAAAAUUACUUUUGCUGUGCUGAUUUGUGUGGCUUUUAACAUCUGGUAAUUAACGAAAACAGGCUUUUAAAGUGUAACUUAAAAGAGAUUAUACACUGAAAUCAACACCAAGGCUUCAUGAAACUUCUGUAAGUAAAAAGGCAAAGCGUCAGUCUGACUUCAGUUCACAAAGAGAAAGUUGUUGGAACAAAGAGGUAUUUCACUGCUGUCUGUAACUGAAAUAGUGUAGGAACUAAAUAACUGAAAGUAAAACUGAUUCUUUUAUUAUUAAUACGAGAGAAUGAAAGUGCACAGAUUGGAAAUAAGAUAGUUUUAUUUAAGACAUUUUCCAAGAUUUAGUAAAGUAAAUGAGAAUUUACUUUUCCAUA